AUGUUGUGGAAGGAGUUAAGGAAGAGUGUCCACGAGAAAGUGGAGGUCAAAGAAGAGGUGGAGGUGGAGAUCAAAAAGGAAGUGGAGAUCAAAGAAAAGGUGGAGGUCAAAGAGAAGGUGGAGGUGGAGGUCAAAGAGCCGGCGAUCAAAGAGAUGGUGGAGGUCAAAGAGAAGGUGGAGAGUAAAGAGAAGGUGGAGGUCAAAGAGCCGGUGAUCAAAGAGAAGGUGGAGAUCAAAGAGAAGGUGGAGAGUAAAGAGAAGGUGGAGGUCAAAGAGAAGGUGGAGGUCAAGGAGAAAGUGGAGAUCAAAGAGAAGGUGGAGAUCAAAGAGAAGGUGGAGAUGAAAGAGAAGGUGGAGGUCAAAGAGAAGGUGGAGAUCAGAGAGAAGGUGGAGGUCAGAGAGAAGGUGGAGAUCAAAGAGAAGGUGGAGAUGAAAGAGAAGGUGGAGGUCAAAGAGAAGGUGGAGGUCAAAGAGAAGGUGGAGAUCAAAGAGAAGGUGGAGAUGAAAGAGAAGGUGGAGGUCAGAGAGAAGGUGGAGAUCAAAGAGAAGGUGGAGAUCAAAGAGAAGGUGGAGAUCAAAGAGAAGGUGGAGAUCAAAGAGAAGGUGGAGGUCAAAGAGAAGGUGGAGGUCAAAGAGAAGGUGGAGAUCAAAGAGAAGGUGGAGGUCAAAGAGAAGGUGGAGAUGAAAGAGAAGGUGGAGGUCAGAGAGAAGGUGGAGAUGAAAGAGAAGGUGGAGGCUGACAAAAUCACAGCCGAAAACAACACAUCUCUUGUUUUCGUGAAAGAGAAUGGAUUUGGCAGUGGGUCUAAUCGCCUGCCUCUCCCGUGUAAGUGUCAGGAACAGGGCGGGUGCUAA
Knipowitschia caucasica is the source of this 855-nucleotide messenger RNA. Lineage: Eukaryota; Metazoa; Chordata; Actinopteri; Gobiiformes; Gobiidae. The record is from the annotation of a GenBank genome assembly.